ACUUUGUAAUUCCGACAUAAACACAAUUUUGUCAAAUAAACACUUUUUAUUGGGUUUGGUUUAAUAUUAAUCUUUAUGUCAGCAUGUUGAACAAAAAUGAUCAAAAACAAUUUGCCAAUUCACUAGACACAUUCUCUCGAGACUUUUACCAUAAGAUGUUUAUCCUGUCAGUCGAUACAGAUCUGAUAUGUUCCCCCCUUUCGAUACAAAUCUGCGCUGGAAUGUUGCGCAUGGGCACCAAAGAUGAUAGCGAAACCAGCCGUCAGCUGGACGCCGUACUGAAGUUCAGCUCGAACGAUGUCAAUCAGAUAGCUGAUGGCUUUCGUAGUGCUCUCCAGUAUUACCAGAAGUACAAUGUGUUGCGCUUGGCCAAUAGAGUGUACGUUAUGAAUAGUAUUCACUUACGUAAGGGAUUCUGCGAUGCGUUAUGUGAAAACUUUUUUUCAACGGCCGAGCGCAUCGAUUUCAAUAAUGGCCAGAAAUCGGCUGCCACUAUCAAUGCCUGGGUUGAGUCCGAGACGAAUAAUCUCUUGAAGAACCUGGUUAGCCCGGACUCUUUCAGCUCAGAUACUCGUCUUGUAAUGAUCAAUGUGAUCUACUUCAAGGGCGAAUGGGAUAUUCAAUUUGAUGAGAAACACACACAGAGCGACUAUUUCUUUGUGGAUGACAAAAAUGAGAUUCAAGUUUCCAUGAUGAACUCGUUCAACAAAUACUUUUUUGCGGAUCUCUCAGACUUAGAUGCCACAGCCUUGCGGAUGGCCUAUAAGGAUACAAAGCUGUUCAUGUUGAUCAUAUUGCCCAACAAAAUAGAUGGCUUAGUGGCACUAGAGAAAAAAUUGAAGUCAACCACCCUGGAGAGUAUAAUAUCCCAGUUGCAACAACUGGACGUAUUUGUCAAACUGCCAAAAUUUAAAACAGAGUUCAGUGUGGAACUUUCACCUGUCUUCAGAUCCCUGGGUGUGGAUACAAUAUUUAGAAACCCAGAAUUCGACAAAAUGCUCGAAAUGAAACAGCCGCUGAGAGUAUCCCAGAUUUUGCAUAUGGCAGUCAUUGAGGUCAAUGAAGAGGGCACCGAAGCUGCAGCUGCGACUUCAAUGAUGAUGGUGGAUAUGGUGGCUACGCCAGUAUGGCCGGAGCAAAGAACAUUUUAUGCCGACCAUCCAUUUUACUAUAUUAUUUAUGAUGAAGUCUAUGGUUGUCUUUUCAUGGGAAAUCUGAAGCAAAAAGGUUUGAAUUUAAUAAAUACUCGAAAGCUUUGCGAGCGCUGUAAGGGAGCUUGUCCAAAAUUUCUUGCAAAAAGAUUCAUUGUAAGCAUGGCAGAAGAUGGUAAAGAACAAUUUACGAAUUCGUUAGAUAUAUUCUCUCGUGAUUUAUAUGAUAAGCUAGUGAGCGUAUCAGCCGAUAAGGAUCUAAUAUGUUCUCCUCUUUCGAUUCAAAUCUGCGGUGGAAUGUUGCGCAUGGCCGCCAAAGAUGAUAGCGAAACCAGCCGUCAGCUGGACGCCGGACUGAAGUUCAGCUCGACCGAUGUCAGUCAUAUAGCUGAUGGCUUUCAUAGCGCUCUCCAGUAUUACCAGAAGUACAGUGUGUUGCGCAUGGCCAACAAGGUGUACAUUAUGGAUAAUGUUCACUUACGCCAUGACUUCAGCGAUGCGCUGACUCAGAAGUUUCUCUCAGCUCCCGAGUCUAUCAAUUUUCGAAAUGCCCAGAAAUCGGCUGCCACUAUCAAUGCCUGGGUGGAGUCUCAGACGAAUAAUCUCUUGAAGGACCUGGUUAGCCCAGAUUCUCUCAGCUCAGAUACACGUCUUGUGCUGAUCAACGCGGUGUAUUUCAAGGGUGCUUGGAAUACUAAAUUCAAUGAAAAGCAAACUCGUAACGAAGAUUUCUUUGUGGAUGACAAAAAUAAGAUUCAAGUAUCUAUGAUGAACGCAACACACGAUUACUUCUAUGGCGAACUCCCUAAUUUGGAUGCCAAAGCCUUGCGGAUGUCCUAUAAAGAUACUGAAUUGUUCAUGUUGGUCCUUCUGCCCAACAGAAAAGACGGCCUAGCGGAUCUGGAGAAUGGUCUAAAAUCAACAACCCUUGAGAGCAUCACAUCUGUACUAUUCCACACCAAAGUAUCUGUCAAAUUGCCCAAAUUCAAAACUGAAUUCAGUAUGGAAUUGACACCUGUCUUCCAAGCCAUGGGCAUGGAUAUAAUAUUUAACAAUCCGGAAUUCGAUAAAAUGCUCGAGAAGAUAGAGCCUCUGAAAGUAUCCCAAAUUGUGCACAAGGCAUUCAUUGAGGUUAACGAAGAGGGUACCGAAGCUGCUGCUGCAACUGCUGUGAUAGUAAUGAUGAGAAGCGCAUCCAUUGAGACGCGAUCUGAAACAUUUCAUGCCGAUCAUCCAUUUUGCUAUAUUAUCUAUGACCAAGACUACGGUUGUCUUUUCAUGGGAAAUCUGAAAUAUAAAGAUCCGAACUCAAAUACUUUGGAGCUAUGUACGCCCUGUAAUUCAGCCUGCCCAAGAUUACAUGCAAAUAAAUGAAAUAUUAUAGGGCUUCGAAAAUAAUAAAGCUAACGGAAUGUUAAUAACUAUAA
Messenger RNA from Drosophila mojavensis, 2578 nucleotides. RefSeq lists its product as uncharacterized. Gene Ontology annotation, molecular function: serine-type endopeptidase inhibitor activity. NCBI's taxonomy places the organism in Eukaryota, Metazoa, Arthropoda, Insecta, Diptera, Drosophilidae. The record is from RefSeq and is a predicted model, not a curated record. The coding region runs from base 84 to 2525 and encodes 813 amino acids. The transcript has 2 exons.